Carya illinoinensis is the source of this 732-nucleotide messenger RNA. RefSeq names its product serine carboxypeptidase-like 13. The transcript has 9 exons. Lineage: Eukaryota; Viridiplantae; Streptophyta; Magnoliopsida; Fagales; Juglandaceae. Bases 1 to 732 code for a protein of 243 amino acids. Gene Ontology annotation, molecular function: serine-type carboxypeptidase activity. The record is from RefSeq and is a predicted model, not a curated record. Gene Ontology annotation, biological process: proteolysis.
AUGGGUUUGCGUCUGCUUCUUCUUUUGGUUUCCUUAGUAACAGCCACCUCUGCCGGCUCGAACACCUCAAAAGAGUCAAAACUCGUCUCGCCGGGUAACGAAGCUGGAAGCGUUCCAUUGAUUAAUCUAAAAGGGUAUGUGCUUGAGAGUCCAAUGACAGAUACAUUUACUGACAGUAAUUCAAAAGUCCCAUUUGCUCAUCGGCUAACUCUCAUCUCAGAUCAACUCUACGAGUCAGCCAAAACAAGUUGCAACAGCAAUUUUGUGAAUGUAGAUUCCAGCAAUUAUCAAUGCUCUUCAGACAUUGAUGCUAUUGAUGCAUGGCUCUUCCCAGAAUCAAAUGAAGAAUCUUUGUUAGAAUCGCAUAAUUCUGCCCCUUGGUGUGGGGCCAAAACAGUUUCGGCCAACCAGAGUGCGACAAGUGGCAGGAUGACGUCAGCUCGGCUCGGCUCAAGAACACUGCUCGACUCAGGAACACAGCUCGGCUCGGCUCGGCGAGCAACUCGAACCAGAGCUCUGAUAUCAGUUGUUGUGAGCUGGUCAGAGACAGAGAUGAUUCUAAAUAAAGGAGAGACGAAAUUUAACGCGGUUCGGUACACGAAGAAGAUAAUUAUUGAUGAUUUCAGUUUAACAUAUGCUACAGCAAAGGGAGGAGGCCACAAUGCUGCAGAAGACAUGGUCAAGGAGUGUGCCGCUAUGAUAGAUAGGUGGAUGGCUUAUUUCCCACUUUAA